UAAAAUAUGUGAAAUCGGCACGUGCCUUGCACGUGAAGCAUGCUAUUAGUAAGAUAAAAGUAGAAAAACCCUAAUUCAAAACCUAUUUCCUUUCAUUUAAGCUUUAACGUUGCCGGUCCUCUCAGCCGCCGCCCUUUCUCAAAGCCGAGCUGAAGGAAGAUGGAUUCUCAGGUGAAGCAUGCUGUGGUGGUGAAAAUUAUGGGCCGAACUGGUUCAAGAGGACAGGUGACUCAAGUGAGAGUCAAGUUUCUCGAUGACCAGAACCGGUUCAUCAUGAGGAACGUCAAGGGACCAGUCAGGGAAGGUGACAUUCUCACCUUGCUCGAGUCCGAGAGGGAAGCUAGGAGGUUGCGUUGAUGGGAAUCUGUCCUCAUGUUGCUUUCUUGUUCUUUCCUUUUGCAGUCUUGUUUUGGUUUGAUACAAAUUUAAUUUUGUUUUAGUGAAUGGGAGGGGGAGACCAUAAUCAGUCCAUGUGAGUUUAGUUUAUGUUUUGGUAAUACUGUUAUUAGCAUCUCAGAGUUUUGAUUUAUUAAGGUAAAAUCGAAUUGUGAGUUCUGAAAUGUUUUGAAUUGUCAAAAUGUGGAGAAAACAUUUUAGGAAUUCUACAAUGCACUCUCCUAAAAAAAUUGUAUCGAUACACCCCUAUCUAGUUCAACAUUUGAAAAAAAAAUUAUAGUCAAUUUUUUAUGGUCGGGUGUGUUGUAGUUAUUUAGCACAUUCGGUCAAAUUUUAAAAAGUUAAAAUGUUGAAAAUAGAAUUCAAAUAAUUUGUUGCACAUGUGAUUAGGGGUGUGCAUAAAUCGAUCCAAUCCAAUGAGAACCGACCGAUCCAAUUACAACCGACCGACAAACAUUGGAUAUCCAAUUGUGAUCGGAUCGGAUUGGAUGUUAUUUUUAAAUAUCCAAUUGGAUCGGAUCGGAUGGUGGAUGGGGUGUCUAAAAAUCCAAUACAUCCAACAUCCAAUCGAACUAAUUAGUAUUUUCAUUUAGUUUGGAUGAGUAAUUAGAUUUUA
Messenger RNA from Cannabis sativa, 1012 nucleotides. RefSeq names its product small ribosomal subunit protein eS28. The record is from RefSeq and is a predicted model, not a curated record. Lineage: Eukaryota; Viridiplantae; Streptophyta; Magnoliopsida; Rosales; Cannabaceae. Bases 160 to 357 code for a protein of 65 amino acids. Gene Ontology annotation, cellular component: ribosome; cytosolic small ribosomal subunit. Gene Ontology annotation, molecular function: structural constituent of ribosome. Gene Ontology annotation, biological process: translation; maturation of SSU-rRNA; ribosomal small subunit assembly. The transcript has 2 exons.